This is a messenger RNA of Trichoplusia ni (cabbage looper), 3569 nucleotides long. Its product is annotated as V-type proton ATPase 116 kDa subunit a-like. Gene Ontology annotation, biological process: proton transmembrane transport; vacuolar acidification. The transcript has 16 exons. Gene Ontology annotation, cellular component: plasma membrane; vacuolar proton-transporting V-type ATPase, V0 domain; vacuolar proton-transporting V-type ATPase complex. Bases 707 to 3244 code for a protein of 845 amino acids. Lineage: Eukaryota; Metazoa; Arthropoda; Insecta; Lepidoptera; Noctuidae. The record is from RefSeq and is a predicted model, not a curated record. Gene Ontology annotation, molecular function: ATPase binding; proton-transporting ATPase activity, rotational mechanism.
AAUAAUUUUAAUAAAUGAAUUGAAGGAACAAAUUAAUAUUACAAUUGAUAAAAUGUGAUUAACAACAAAGGUGAAACUGAAAGAAAGAUCUAGUGAAAAGAAAAACAUGUAUUAUUGUGAUUUUAAAAUCACACUGCUUGUGGUGUAAUUGUAUUCUGUGUCCAAAGCAAUAUAAUUCAGUGGUCUGUCUCGAUCUAGUAUUGCGGUAUUAUGGCUACGUUGAAAAUUGAUCGAUACAACGAUCAAUUGGGGAUAAAUGCAGACGUCGGAAGACCAUAUUGGUUAGUCUAUGUAACAUUAACACUUUCACAACAUUUUUUAAUAUAAAAUCGGUGAAAAAGACAAACAAAAUAAUAUUAUGAACAAACUAUAUUAAAGGAUAAUUUAGUUUAGAUUUUAUAAUAUUUUUGGGAUUUUAUCUAGUUAGCCCAGACAGCCUGGAUCAGAAGAUAAAAUAUUAAUCUAAAUAGCGCGUCAUAAUAAUUAAGACUUGAUCAGAUAAAAACUUUUUACAGUUUCGAAAUUCUUUUAUCAGUUAUGAUUAUACGAAAAGAAGUCUACGUCAAACUUAAAAAUGGAAUUUUAAUGUCAUAAAACGAUUCAAAGAACUUAUAUAGUGAAAAUAUAAAUAAAAGAAAAAUAUUUAGAAAAUUAAUAUUUUCUUCUUUCGCAAAGUACUCGUGAAAAGACACAUUAAUUAAUCAUAAUGGGUUGCAUGCUAAGAAGUGAUGUUAUGAGCUUAUGUGACAUGUACAUUCAACCAGAAGCUGCCUUCGAUGUUUUGUCACACCUCGGAGAGAUGGGAUGUGUGCAGUUCAUAGAUAUGAAUCCCGAUCUACAAGCAUUUCAAAGGAGCUUCAUCUUAGAGGUUUGCCGUUUUGCUGAAAUGGAACGAAAGCUUCGAUUUAUGGAAUCUGAAAUGAAACAAAACGAUGUUCCUAUACACGAACAAAAAACUGACCCAAAGGCUGUGCCGCUUCAGGAGAUGGCACAGUUCGAGAAUAUACUUGAGAAAUGGGAAAACGAUAUUCAAGAAAUGAACUUGAAUGAAAUGCAUUUAAUGAAGAAUUACUUGGAGCUCUCAGAACUGUAUUAUGUGCUUAGCAAUAUCGGUCCUCUACUGGGAGAUGCUGAAAUAAGAAGGGAGACACUUUUUUCAAAAAAGGCUGCCGCUGCCAGUGCAGCCGCAGCCGGAGAUAUUGGGACCGGUGGCCGCCUUAUAGUCACCACUGGAGUGGUCGACCGAGCGAAGUGCUACGCCUUCGAAAUGAUGCUCUUCAGGAUCUCACAUGGCAUCAUAUACUACAGACAGGCACCUGACGAUGCAAUACUUAUGGACCCUAACACUCGUAAAGAAUUAAGGAAAGUGGCUUUCGUAGCUGUAUGUCAAGGAGAAGAGCUGGCCGCUCGCAUGACUAAGGUGUGCACGGGGUUCCGAGUGAACACGUAUCCGUGCCCCAACACGUUCCUGGAAAGACAAGACCUCAUGACUAAACUGGAGGCUAGAAUCAAUGAUAUGGAUCAGGUCCUGUCAAAAACUUCCUACCUGCGUUGUAAAGCUUUACGUGCUGUUAGCAGACAAUGGAGAGUUUGGGUGGCUCAAGUCAGAAAGGCAAAGGCCAUUUACCAUACAAUGAAUUUAUUUAAUGUGGACAUAACCAGGAAGUGUCUCAUAGGCCAGUGUUGGGUUCCGGAUCUGGAUUUGGAACAAGUCAACAAGACUCUUAGUAAAUGUUCUGAGGCUCUCCAAAGCAACGUCCCGUCUUUCAUGUCUAAAGUCGACACGAACGACAUGCAUCCAACGUACCACCGCGUCAACAAAUUCACGAGAGGUUUCCAAGCUCUGAUCAACGCGUACGGAGACUCCACGUAUCGGGAACUAAACCCAGGUCUUUACACUCUUGUCACAUUUCCGUUUUUGUUCGCAAUGAUGUUUGGAGACGCCGGCCACGGGUUGAUUCUAGUCGCAUGCGGUGUAUGGAUGGUAAAAAAAGAACAAGAGUUUAUCGCAAUGAGGUCUACAAAUGAGAUUUGGUGUAUAUUUUUUGGCGGUAGAUAUGUGAUUCUGCUGUUGGGACUAUUUAGCAUGUGCACAGGAUUCUUUUACAACGAUUGGUUUGCAAAACCAAUUGUGCUACAGAAAUCUUAUUGGAUAAACACUUUUAGUGUUGAGGAGUUGAGCAAAAGUGAGAACGUAGAUCUGGACCCCGCUGGGGAAACCCGGUCACCUUAUCCUUGGGGCAAAGACCCGGUUUGGGCGUUGGCGAAAAAUAAGAUUAUGUACGAGAAUUCCACCAAAAUGAAGUUGUCCAUUAUUGUGGGAGUCAUUCACAUGAUAUUUGGUAUUAUAUUGAGCUUCUUCAAUCAUCGGUUCUUCAAGAAUUAUUCUUCUAUAUUUCUACAAUUUAUUCCCGAACUAUUGUUUUUGACGCUUCUCUUCUUUUGGCUAGUGGUGAUGAUUUAUUUGAAGUGGUUCUGGUACUCUGCUAAAUCACCUGAUCCAGAAUUAGGUACAAGUUGCGCACCACAAAUUUUGAUCUUAUUUAUUGACAUGGCGCUUUUGUCAGAAACCAAACCAGCAUCUGAAGGAUGUAAAUUCGGGUAUAUGUUUGCCGAACAAAGAUUCGUUCAGAAUAUUCUACUACUGGUAUCUGUGAUGUGCGUUCCUCUUUUAUUGUUUGGGACGCCUAUCUAUAAGAAUCGUUUAUAUAAAACUAAAAAGAAGGAAACUGAGGACCAACUUGAAUACCUUCGUUCUAAUCACCCUAAUGACAAGAAAGAGGAGGAACACCUAGAAGAAGAACUGGCAAAAUAUAGUGCUCCAUUCUCUGAGCUGAUGAUACACCAAGCUGUCCACACUAUAGAGUUCGUCUUGAGUACUAUAUCUCAUACAGCAUCAUAUCUACGAUUGUGGGCUUUAUCACUGGCCCAUGCACAGCUCUCGGAAAUGUUGUGGGUGAUGAUUUUGUCAAAAUUAGCUCUUCACGAUCACACCGUAUAUGGUGCUGUGAAACUGUUCUUCAUCUUCGCGGUUUGGGCUGCAUUCACUGUGUCCAUCCUCGUAGUAAUGGAGGGCUUAUCAGCGUUCCUGCAUACUUUACGAUUGCAUUGGGUGGAAUUUAUGAGUAAAUUCUACGCGGGUGGUGGAUGGCCUUUUCGUCCAUUUUCUUUCAAGAUUAUACUGGCGUCUGAGGGCGAUAAAACCGAAGCUGGCUGCAAAACCAGAGGGAAAAGCUUACUAUGAUAUUAUUAUUAUUUUACUUAAGUUUUUUUUAUUAUUUUAGAAUUAAUUUUUAUUCUUAAAGAAAUGUUUAUUGGGAAAUAAAAUGGCAUAACCUUAAAAAGUCUGCAAGUAUUUGUAGGGUCAUAACGGGUUGUAAAAUAUAAUUUUGGUCAGGCUUACUGUUAAGGCUUGCCGUCAACACCGCAAGUUUUCACUACCGUUUAAUCUCCCAACAACAUUUCACUAUGCUAUUAAUUAUUUAUACUAAUAUUCACAAAUACCUCUUUCGAUAUCCGCAUAAAGGUUAGUAAAUUGUUGUGUAUUUCCAAUUAUGUAAUUUUUGUUU